CGGUUUCAAGCGUAAUAUUAUAGAAGAGCAGGGAUUAACACAAUUUAAGUCCCGCUACUGGAUCCAUCUAUCCCAUGGACGGAACACAAUGUGAGUAUUGGUGUAAUCGGCUAUGUGAUGUUGGAUUGGAUUCGAAACAGAAGGCAAACACCGCAAUUGAAAUUCGAGAUGCGUUGGAUGAUGUGCUAGUAAGUCAAAGAAGGUUUUCUGAACCAUUAAAGCCUCUUCUGGAGGCAGUCAUGAUGCUUCUUGAAAAAGAGCAACCUGUCUUUUCAUCCUUAGCUGCUACUCAUCGGCUUCGCAUCACCUUACUAGAAGUACUGAAAAAAGUCUCAUUGUACAGUGAGUUUGAAGCUUGGGUUGACAGGACCUUCAAACUUUUACUGCUAAUUAUUGUCAAUGACAACGAGGAAAUGGUUGUGUUAGCCUUGAAGCUAAUAGUUCAUUUAUUCAAAGAUUUUAAUGUAGCUUCUAAAGCGCACGUUAAUGAUUUUCUAAGUCUUGUUAUUGACGCCUACAAUUCUAUGCCUUCUGUUGUUGCAGAAGCCUUCCCUUCACGGUCUGGCCCAAAUACUCCCUCCUCUCAUCCAGCCUCUGGGCCAUUAUCUGCUUCUCCUACAGAGAUAGGUCUUGAAUCCACGGGAUCAAAGCAUAUUCCUAAAUCUUCCUUAAGUUUUAAGAUGCUUAAUGAAUGUCCUGUAAUAGUGUUUUUACUAUUCCAAACCUACAAAGAAUUAAUUCCAAAAUGGUUACCUAUACUUGCAUCUCUAGCUGUUCAGUUUAUAUCGCUUCGUCCUACUCCGCAAGCUGAAGCUCAUAGGUUGGCUGCUUCCCAAAACGAAGUCUUUACGGGGGUCGUACCAUCUUUACGACGAAAUUCUCAGUAUAAUGAUUUAAUGUCUGCUCAGGUUAAGUCUUUUUCUUUCCUUGCAUAUUUAAUUCGUGGUUUUGGUUCAUCUUUAAAACAGUUUGAGAGUUCAAUAGCUCUUUGUACGAUGCAACUAUUCACCGAUUGCCCUUCUGAGUUAUAUCACACGAGGAAAGAACUACUUGUUGCGACGAGACAUAUUCUUUCAACGGAUUAUUUGAGAAGUUUUGUCCCUUACAUAGACCAAUUGCUGGAUAUCAAAAUCUUAGUUGGCCAGGGUGUAAGUGUUCAGCAUUCGUUAAAGCCCAUGGCUUUCAGUACAUUAGCUGAUCUACUCCAUCACGUGCGGAUGGAUCUUACACCGAAUCAAGUGUAUAAAGCUAUAAAUAUUUAUUUUUCCGUCAUUAUGGAAGCAAACUAUACUUCUGCAAUACAAGCCAUGGCCACAAAAUUGAUUUUAAACAUGAUUGAAACAAUUGUCGCCUUUAACGACCUUUCAGUUCGUCGUUCUCUGUUAUUUGUAAUAUUAAGAAAUCUUCUGAAGAAGCUUCAAAUCCUUAAUGCUGAUUUGGAACAACUUGAAAAUGAUAUGAACAAGACUGUUAGUACUGAUGAUGUUAAUGACAAAGCUCAUGAUUUGCCUAUGUUUAGAAACCCAAGCGCUUUACCGGAAGUUUCUGUUCCCGAAAAGUUAAAAGAUCGCCUGUUCCUAUUCAAAAACAUUGUAUUGGGCUUAAAAACAGUGUUUUAUGGCUUAAAACAAUGUAAUUUGCCUGCCCCUCCUGGAACGAUAUUCACACAGCAAGAAUGGUCUUCAAAACUUCAUUUUGGCUCAAGAUUUGAGUUGGAGAUUAUAAGCGAUUUACUCAUUGAAUGCUUAAAGGGUUUCCGAUAUUAUCAAGUGGACGAGUCCAAUGAUCUUUAUAAAAAUGAAAAGUCUGUUCAUCCUUUUCAGGAGCCCAUUUCCACUGCACAAACAACAAAGCUGGUGGAACAAAAAGAACUUUUAGAGGUUUUAGCAACACUGUACAUUCGUAUCGAUCCUUCAAGUUUUGUUGAAAUUUUGGAAACAACUUUUCCAAAAAUUUUUAGUUGCUUAAUUGGAAAUCUUGCCUUGUUACAUUUAAUUCAGUCAUGGAUGACAGCCGAAUUGGCUUCGGUAAAUUGUACAAACAUUGUCCUUUCUUUUUUAUGCAAAAACAUUUCAAAAAUUGGUACUGACCAGUCUACAGAAAUAUCUGUCUUACUUCGUUUAUUUAAAUUUGCAUUCAUGACUGUUAAUAUUUAUCCGGAAAAAAACGAGGAAGUAUUACGUCCUCACAUUUCAUUUAUAAUUUCUAGCUGUUUAGAAUUGUCUGCGAGUGCUUCACAUCCUCUAAAUUACGCCUAUUUAUUAAAGGCAUUGUUCCGAAAUAUUAGUGGAGGCAAAUUUGACUCCCUUUAUAAAGAAAUUCUGCCUUUGUUACAGUUGAUGCUAGAAUCAUUUAAUAGGCUAAUGUACACCGCUACACUUACUUCUCAUAAAGAACUUUACGCUGAACUUUGCUUGACAUUGCCAAUUAGACUAAGUGUCCUUCUCCCUCAUAUGAAUUAUCUAAUGAAGCCUCUUAUCGUGGCAUUUAAAGGGUCUCCUGAAAUUGCUAGUCAAGGGCUUCGAAUUUUCGAGCUAUGCCUAGAUAAUCUCACCCAGGAGUUUUUUGAUGCUUUAUUAGAACCCAUAAUGUCUGAUUUAUUGUCAUCGCUAUGGAAUCAUUUACGUUUGACACAGUCGAACAUGCAGCUACACCAAAGUGCGGUUAGGAUUUUAGGGAAAAUGGGUGGAAGAAACAGACAAGUUUCUUUUGGUACAUUCGGGUUCCAAAACAUAGAAGGACCCAAUGGCGUUUCAUCUUUAAAAAUAUCAUUUCUGAACUCUAAUAAAUCAAUGGACUUUCGCCAUUCCCAAUACCUUUUUACAGCCUCUUCAACUCUUAAUGAUCAAAAAUCAUCUCAGAUUGAAAAAUCUGAUGCAUUUCGAUUUCUAAAAACUUCUUUGUUAGCCCUUUUUGAAUCUUCCGUUGACCCAAAUAACAUAUGGGAUAAAGUGCAUAAAAUUUCUUGCAAGUUGGCUGAAUUUCCAAGUGAACAGAUUGAUAAAAUAACUGCUUAUGACUUAGGUCCCUUAAAGGAUGAGAAGUUUUAUCAACAAAAUUCAGUUGUAUCUUCAGUCUUCAAGUCUUUGGUCGAAGCCCAAGCCUUCAUCGAAUUUAAAGAUGAAGCACGUUUUGUUCUUAACCAUUCAGCUGAGUGGAUUGUGAUAUCUGAAAUAUUAAGGUUUCAUGAACACUUAAUUUUCGAGGAUCAGCAAGAAAUAUUUGAAAAGGAAGUAAAUACAAGUUACCUUGACAUUACAAGUUUCAUUGAUGGAAUUUUACUUUCUCUCUGUUCUGAAAAUGUCACUACGAGGGAAAAUUCAUUGGCUUUAAUUUAUCACUACUUAAAUACGCAUAAGGUUUUGAUGGAUUGUGAGUCUAAUAUUUGGAAACUCCCUAGUUUCCAGCAACUUUUUAAAACACUGUGUCAAUAUUGCUAUAUGGAAUUAUGGUAUCAGAAAAAUGCUGGUUUUCUAGGACUAAGGGCUUUAUUUUCUAGCACUCUUGAUAAAAGGUAUUGGCUUGAAUAUAAGCUAACAGAAAUAUUGAGAGCUCUGUUUUUUAUCUUAAAGGAUACGCCUUCUGACUUUGGCGUUCUACGACUCGCUGAAGUUCAGCAAUUUGUAAUAGAUGUAGUAAGACAAUACUGCACAGAUAAUGUUGCCCACUCCGAAGACAAAAUUAAACAUAUAUCCUCAAUUUUUAUGCCCUUUUUUCUUGAAUUGCAUCAUCCAAAUGAUCAGAUACGCCAUACAGUUAAGCAGUUAAUUGAAACUAUUUCGACUGAUUGCAAUAUCUCUAUUGAAGAUCUAUUAUCUCCUGCCAAGGAAGCGUUACUAGGCCCCAUAUUCGGAAAGCCGUUGAGAGCACUUCCCUUUACCAUCCAAAUUGGACAUAUAGACGCUAUAAAUUAUUGCUUGCAACAGGCCCCUUCAUUUUUGGGGUUGAGUGAUGAAUUGAUCAGAUUAUUUCGAGAAACUAUAGCUUUAGCUGAUGCAGAAGAUGAUGCAUUGGUUACAAUGUUGAAAACUUCACAAAGCAAAGAUACAUCUUCUUUAAGAAAGUUGAGGGCUACUUGUUUACGACUGCUUUUUUCCUCUCUGAUAACUUUAAAGUUUGACCAUCCUCAGCAUUUCCAAACGAGAACCAAAAUAAUUGCAAUCUUUUUUAAAGCUCUAUAUUCAUCUCAAGAAGAAAUAUAUUCUGUAGCCAUUUCUGCUUUAAAAUAUGUGUUAUCCCAAAAUCAAAAAUUACCCAAAGAAUUACUUCAGAGCGGUUUGAGACCUAUUUUGAUGAAUUUAUCAGAUCACAAUAAGCUAUCCGUUAAUUGUCUCGAGGGUCUUUCUAGGCUAUUAAGACUACUUACAAAUUAUUUUAAAGUUGAAAUAGGUCGAAAACUACUUCAGCACUUUUCAGCGCUGUCUGAUACAAAAGAUAUGGAACGUUUGUCAACAUUUUCCUUGGAUAGUAAUCAAAGGAUGGAUGUGAUUGUCUCGCUAGUAAGUGUUUUUAAAGAUCUGCCUCCUUUGUCCGUGCAAUUUUUAGGCGAUUUGAUUACAUCGGUGGGGAAUGUUGAAAAAGUCAUUCGUCGAUUUCUGUCAAGCCCCCUAAGACGGCCUCUAAAUAAUUUCUUAAACUUUCAUGCCAAGGAUUCUUGGAUUUACGUUAUCAACAACAUAAGCAAUCCUGAUAUAGUUGCUUGGCAUUUACAAGCGUUAAAAGAUCCGGCAUGUAAUCAGCUUCGUGAGCUUUCUGUGACAUUUUGGGAUAAAAUUGUUGAACUAGUCUCUCAGACUUUAAGUCGUGAUAAUUUAACACCAAUAUUUGCCGUAAGCGUUAUGAAGGAAAUGUCUCCUAACAUUGGUUCAAUUCCGAAUGCAGGGGUCGUUUCUGCUAAACUAAUUGUACUAUCCAAAUCUAUAUAUGAAAUGUUGAAUAAUUUCAAUGGUUGGACGUAUCUUUGUCUAACUUCUUGUUUAGAUUCGAUAACUGAAUUAUUACUGUCACUAUUGAACUUGAUAGAGAAAAAGUUGGAAUUUGCACUUGAGGUGUUUCGAUUUAAAGCAGAGGACAUAAACAAGUUUUUGCCUACUUAUAUUGAUACCCUAUGUCAAUCUUUACUUGAUGGAAAUGCGUCUAGCAAAAAGAAUGUUUUCCUCGUUUGCUCGAGUAUACUGGCUGAUAAAUCUGUGAAACCGUCUUUUAAGUCCUUUUUACUCGAAAAAAUAAUGAUUCCCCUUACCUUUUCGGCUGUGCAGGAGAAUAAUUUCAUUGACAAAGAAGUCAUUCAUGCAGUAUAUAAUAACAUAUGGCGUUUAUCGGUUCGUGAAACUAGUGAUAAUUAUACAGUUUCGGAUCCUCUUCGAAUGGGUAUUUUAUGUUUAUCUACAGGCCUUUGUAAAUAUCAUUCCAACAUGCUAAAUGAUUACAGAAAAAGCAUCAUAAUGUCAGCUUGGAAUUAUUUCAAAUUAGAUGAUCCAAUGGUGAAACAAGCUGCAUAUGCAACCGUUUCUUGUUUUAUUGCUGCUUAUGAUACUCCCGCUAAAAUAGUUACUCCCGUAUAUAUAUCUUUAUUAAAAGCAUAUCAACCAGAGGUUCGAUCAUUUUUGGAUUUUUCUUUGGAUUGUUUACUUCCUGUUUUAGUCACCCGUCUUUCAAGCCCAGCUGAUGCUUCUUUUCCUCUCUGGGCUAAGCUUCCGCGCCUUGUUUUAUCCGAAGACAUGCAAAAUAUAUCGCAAACUCUAAAUGUCUAUCAGAUUAUUUGCAAAGCACCUGAUUUAUUCUUUAAAAACUCAAAGCAUUUUAUAGUUCCAAUAAUUAAUGCACUGCCCAAAUUGGUUCCCUUAUCCGGACAUAGUCAUGAGCCUCGUUCCCUUGCUAUAGAUAUGGUCAAUGCUCUCUACAUGUGGCAGAAAAAAUUGCUUGAUUUUGAUACCCCUGACAUGUCGUCUGAUACUCUCUUUCCAACUCCUGUAAUUGAAUCUGUUUUAACGUUUCUCAUAAAAUUUUUGUCUUUUUUUCCGGAGCAAGUAGAGUCUGCUAGUUUGUCUAAACGAACGCUACAGAUUUUUAGUCAGUUUUUGAAAAUUCCAAGAUGGGCUGAAUACAACUUGGGCUGGGAUUUUUUUGAAAAAUUACUAGCUAAGACAGAUAGUGACGAGAAGACUGCUACUGUAAUAUCGAAUUCUUGGCAAGUUUUAGGCGUAUAUCUGGAGCAUAAAGACUUAUCUUUUAUUCAGAAAGAACAUACGAAUAUAAUUAAGCUAAUAGACAAGAGUUUGAGAUCUGGAAAACUUGAGAUUGCUUAUUCUCUUAAGAAGGUUAUAACGAUUCUAUUAGAAAGUCGGCCAACGGUUGUUGAAGAUGAAGACGAAGUAUCAGAGGUAGACGAGUUCAAACAGUCAUUAACGUCUAUGGUGCACGAUAACUUGUCAAACGGCUCAAGUGUGGAAGCUACAGUUUGCUAUUUGCAAAUAAUAAAAGAAAAUCAUCCCGAAUCUUUAGACGCCUUGUUAACACCACUUAACAAAGUUUUCCAAAAAGUUGCGAAGGAUCAUAUAGUUGCUUGUUUGCAGAAUUCAUAUCAAUCAACUGUCAAAAUGAACGUCCCUCUCAUAAAAGAUUCGGCAAACUUGUUGGUGGCAUUAAUCGAUAUCAUAAAGAUUAGAAUGGCUGCUUUAGGCGAUCAAAGGCGCUGGUUUUUGAGCGUUAUAGUUCAACUUAUUGAGAAAAGUGCUAGCUACCAUCUUUGCUAUCACAUUCUUAAUGUUAUUAAAGAAUGGGUAGUUAUAAGAAGGGAUUCAUUCCUCACUGUUAAAGAAAAGACAGCAUUGAUAUUGAAGAUGAAGACCUUUGAAGGAAGAUUCAAUAAUGAAUUGCAUAAGCAAGCCAAUAACUUGACGUCGUCGAUUUAUCGUGGUUCUACUUUUGUUCAAACAGAACUAACGGCUCGCUUAAAGCAAGCAUUUCUAUUAGCUACAGCUUGCCGUGAUCCUGAAACACGAUUAGAUUUUAUGACUAUACUUGACUCCAGUAUGUCUCGAAAUGCUUACUCAAGGUUAAAGUAUAUUUUUGAAGCCAGUAGUUGGGAUUCAAUACCAAAUUUUUAUUGGAUCAAGCAGGCUAACUAUGUAUUACUUGGUGCAAUCAAUACAGAUAACAGGAUUGUUUUGUCAGAGAGUUCUUUGAAGUUCCUCUCGGUUACCGAUGUAGCACGAGGGAUAUCAAGUACACAAUUAGAACCUAAUGAGAAAUCACAGUCUGAAAUGUCCCAAAAUAAGUUAGAGUUUUUCCGAGAACUAAAUAUGUUCUUUGAGCAAGUUAAGGAAUUAAAGGUUUCGGAAUUGCUAAUACCAUUAAUGCAUUUACAGCUUUUAAGUGACGAGGAAGCUUGCAAAUUAUGGAAGGAAGUUUUCCCUUUAGCAUGGUCUACGUUAGAUGGUUAUGACCGUGAUGAUUUGUUGAAAUCCUUAAUUUAUUUACUUACGCGUGAAUUUCACAUAAAGCAAGUAAAUAAUCGUCCAAACGUUAUCGGGACACUAGUUUCGUCGUUUUGUGAUUGCUCACCAAAAGUCGAAUUACCUCCGCAUCUUGUUAAAUAUUUAGGGAAAUUGUAUGGUAUUUAUCACGACGCCAUAAUAUUUUUAGAGGGUCAAUUGGAAAAUUCUGUCGAUCUUUACCAAAGUACAAAGGUCCAAGAAAGUCGGAACGAUGCCAUAUCUGAAUUAUAUGCUUCUUUGGGUGAAGAGGAUAUGUUUUAUGGCCAUUGCAGACGGACUUCAAAGUAUUUACAAACGCAAGUUGCUUUGUCGUAUGAACAACUCGGCAUGUGGGGAAGAGCUCAGCAGUUGUAUGAACAGGCCCAAACAAAAGCGAGAAGUGAAGCAUUUCCUUUUUCUGAAUCCGAGUACAAUCUUUGGGAAGAUCAUUGGGUAUUAUGUGCUCAAAAACUACAGCAAUGGGAUGUUUUAACAGAGCUUGCAAAGCACGAAGGUUCAUCAGAGUUAUUAUUGGAAUGUGCUUGGAGGAUUAGUGAUUGGUCUAGUAACCGAGAAUCUUUAGAAGUCGCUAUCAAAAGCCUUUCCGAUAUUCCUACUCCUCGAAAGCUGACAUUUCAAUCGUUUAUGACCUUGCAAAAAUCCUUAAACCAGCCGACGUCUGUAAAAGAAUUUCACCAAACACUAGCUGAAGCUAUCCAUUUAGCUUUAUUGAAAUGGCAUCAACUUCCUGAGAGGAUUAAUCAGUCGCACUUUCCUCUUUUACAUUUAUUCCAACAAUUUGUCGAGCUACAAGAGGCUUCUAAUAUAUACUCAUAUCUCAGUUCUAUAAACUCUCAGAACCUUCCGACAAAUGUUCAGUGUAUUAAAAGUGCCUUGCAGGUAUGGCAAGAGCGUCUACCGAAUGUUUGGGAUGAUAUUGGUCUCUGGAGAGAUCUUUUAUCAUGGCGGCAAAUAAUUUUCUCAAUGAUCAACCGAAUUUAUCUUCCUUUGAUUCCAAAGCUUCAGUCCACUGGCAAUGACCCUUCUACCUCGUCUAAUACUUCAUUCUUCUUUCGGGGCUACCAUGAAACAGCUUGGUUAAUAAAUCGGUUUGCUCAUGUUGCCCGCAAACAUAAACUUCCUUCUGUCUGCUUAAAUCAACUUACUAAAAUCUAUUCGUUACCUAACAUUGAAAUUCAAGAAGCAUUUUAUAAACUUCGGGAACAGGUCCUUUGUUAUCUACAAAACCCGAAAGAACUAAAAACUGGACUGGAUAUAGUUUCAAAUACAAAUCUUAUGUACUUCAAUCCUCGUCAGAAGUCCGAAUUUUUUACCUUGAAAGGGAAGUUUUUGGAAAAGUUAGGCAAGGAUGAUGAAGCUAACCAAACGUACGCUGCAGCAGUUCAGGUUGAUCUGGGCUUAUCAAAAGCAUGGGCAGAAUGGGCUCAUUAUAACGAUAUUAAUUUUCGAAAGUCUCCAGAAAACAUUAAUUUUGCUUCCAAUGCAGUAAGCUGUUACCUUCAGGCCGCUGGUAAUUAUGAGACUUAUCACGCUAGGAAGAUGUUAGCAAGAGUCUUAUGGCUUCUAAGUUUGGAUGACGCAGAAAACACUAUAACUAAAACUUAUGAAUCUUAUAAAGGCGAUAUCCCAGGAUGGCAUUGGCUUACGUUUAUUCCGCAGCUUCUUAAUAAUCUUGCCAAAAACGAUAAAAGAGUUGCCCCGCAAGUUCUAAGGAAAAUAGCUAAGUCUUAUCCUCAAGCGUUAUUUUUCCUUUUGCGUACUGCUAAAGAGGAGCUUUUUCAACUAAAGCGGGCUGAAACUACGUCUCAGGAACAACAGACAGUUGAAUCGGAGACAUCAGAUAAUUUUUCAGCAAAGCAUUCUUGGGAUUAUGCUGAUGAGAUAAUGUCCAUUCUAAAAACAGCCUAUCCACUGAUGGCUUUAACUAUGGAAACGUUGGUUGAUCAAAUUCAAUCUCGUUUCAAAGGAAAAAAUGAUGAAGACGCGUUUAGACUUAUAGUCGCUUUGUUAAACGAUGCUGUGCAACAUAGUAUUCGAUGUGGAAUAUUAACAGAAGAAACUAGGCGUCCAUCUUCUACGGAAGCAAAUUUAAGCUUGUUUGUGGAUAAUAUAUUACCAACGCCCUAUAAAGCAAAGUUCAAACGAGAAUUUAUUGAAACUCCGAUGGGAUUGAGAGAAUAUAUCAGACAACUAAGGAAGUGGAGAUCAUACUUUGAAUGCCUUCUUGGUAAAACCCCUAAAAAACAAUAUCUGGAGCAUUAUAGUUCCUUUCUUUGUGAGUUUCAUCAUCAAAAAUUUGAUGAAAUUGAAGUAUUUGGUCAAUAUCUAUUACACAAGGAUAACAACAAUAACUUUUCAUGCAUUGAACGAUUUUUACCAGAGGUUGAGUUUGUUGUGGGACAUGGAAAUUGUUACCGAAAAAUUACUGUUCGCGACAAUGGGGGUGAACUCCAUUCUUUUGUAAUUCAGUAUCCUUCUGCGAGGAACUGUCGACGAGAAGAACGUAUCAUGCAGUUUACUAGAUAUCUAAAUGAUGCAUUACAGGCCAACACAGAAACAAGACGGCGCUGUCUAAAUUUUUACGUACCUGCGGCAAUACCGUUAUCAUCUCAUAUACGACUGUUACAAGAUCAGCCUUCUUCUGUGUCAUUGCAGAAAAUAUAUGAGGAAUAUUGCGACUUGAGGAAAUUCUCAAAAGAUGAACCCGCAAAUAUCUUUACCGAUGAAUUGUCAAAGUGGAUGCAAAAUGCAGCAUCACGAUUCACCCCAGAGUCUAGUGAAAGUGAAAAGCUGGCUACAAGGAAGGAAUUGUUCACAAAACGAAUUGCAAUUUUUGAAGAAAUUCAAAAACUGUACGUUCCUUCUACAAUGUUAAAAGAUUACUUUAGCAAUGCUUUUAUGAAUUUUUCUGAUUUCUGGCUUUUUAGGAAAAGUUUCUCUUAUCAAUAUGCUUGCUUCAGUUUUUUGACUUAUAUACUGAGUAUCAAUAAUCGGAUUCCUAGCAAAGUAUACUUUUCUAAAAGCUCAGGUAGUGUGUGGACUAGUGAAGCUUUGCCUGCAAUGAUCUCUUCAUCUCCUGUAUAUCACAACGGAGAGGUGGUUCCCUUUAGGUUUACACCGAAUAUUACGGAGUUUAUUGGAAAGACGUGCAGGGAUGGUUUACUCGGUCCAUCAAUAAUGGCUAUUGCUCGUGCCUUAUCCAAGCCAGAUUUUGAUUUGAAUAUGAUACUGGGCACCUUUGUCGCAGAUGACUUGCAGUGGUGGUUAAACCAACAUAAUAAGCACCAGUCUUCUGAUUUUGAUUUUAGGGAGAAAGUAAAUAGCAAUACUGAUUUAAUUGUUCGCAGAGUAGCGUCAUUAAGUCAGGUGGCUUUCGGUAACUUACCUGUUAAUCAAACAGCUAUUGACUAUUUGACCCAAGCUUCUAGUGCUAAAGUUUUAGCCCAAAUGGAUGUACUGUGGGCCCCAUGGAUUUAAAGGACUAUUUUUUUGAUGUACUUAAUUUUGGUUUAAUGGUUUUCGUUAAAAAUAAAUAGAAUGAAAUGACUAAAUAAGCAAUCAUAGAAAUAUCCUGCACACUUUACAUUAUUAUAAAUAUCAGUAAAAAUUAAGUUAAAUUAUGCAAAAGGAUUCACGUCUAGCUGAUCAGCUGGAGUACUUGACUUCUGUUUCUUAUUACCUAAAGAAGCUUCUUCGUCCUCGGCCUUUCGUUUUAAAUAUAAUGUGCUGUUUUUCUUCUUUAAUGGAUCCAUACAAAAGUAAAGUUUCUUUCCGUAAUCUUUGGCUUUUUCUCGAUCCAACUUUGCAUUUUUCGUGGAAUCAAGUGAAUUAGAGAUAGAAAUAAUCAAAUCAUGUAUGGAGUUAAUGGACUUCGCUUGUAAAUAAUUGAGGCAAAGAGAAGGAUUUGUAUGGUAUAUCCCGGAUAGGGCAAUGAUGCUCGGAGAAUAAAAAAAAUACACGUCUGAAUGUAACGUUUC
Schizosaccharomyces cryophilus OY26 is the source of this 11476-nucleotide messenger RNA. Its product is annotated as SAGA complex phosphatidylinositol kinase-like protein Tra1. Gene Ontology annotation, molecular function: protein binding; transcription coregulator activity. The record is from RefSeq and is a predicted model, not a curated record. NCBI's taxonomy places the organism in Eukaryota, Fungi, Ascomycota, Schizosaccharomycetes, Schizosaccharomycetales, Schizosaccharomycetaceae. The coding region runs from base 75 to 10976 and encodes 3633 amino acids. The transcript has a single exon. Gene Ontology annotation, cellular component: nucleus; SAGA complex. Gene Ontology annotation, biological process: regulation of DNA-templated transcription.